GCAGCGCCCAUGGUCAAUUUACAUUCUGCUGAUUUGCACGUCCUGUAAUACUUUUUGAGCACGAUUACAUUGAAGGAAAUACACAAUUAGCAAGCCGUUGGCGUUGUUAUUAAGAAGUCAACAACUUUUUGUUACUCAUCGAACGAUAUCUUUAAAAAUGGCGGAUGGUCAGGACGGAUCAGAAGACCCAACGGCACCCACAGGGGCAGCGGACGAAUUCCCAGGAGUGGAUGAUGGAACUUGGCGAUACUGGCUGGAGAAGAACAUCAUCAUGUGGGUUGCCAAGGACCCUUAUGGAUUUUUGUACACUGUGUUCCUCUGCUUAACUCCGCUGUUCAUCAUCAGCGCCAUCUUGUCUUACAUCCUCAUGAAGGAUAUUGAUAAGAAGGAAAAGGAUAAGAAGAGAAAAGCCAAGAGAGAUGCCAACAUGGCGCGUGCCCGGGGUCGGACGUCAAAGAAGACGGAUUGAUGAUGCCAGGAAGAAAAAAUGCAGUGGAGCAAGCAAUAUAAAUUUGAUUUAGAUAUUUUGCUGCAUUGUCGGUUCUCUUAUGAAAGACCAACUCUCAAUGAAAUACAGAAAAUAUGAAAGGAUAAAUAAUGUAAUAAGUUAUUAUCUGAAAUAUUCUUCACAAUAUAUCCAUACCAACAUUGAGAGUAGGUCCCCAUGAAUUUCAUGUAAAAAUAACAUUGACUGAUUUUAGAGAUAGAGAAUUAUAAUAUAACAAAUUUAUCCAAUUGGAUUGGCCCCCCCCCCCCUUGCUUUUAUGGGUUUUGAUAGGCCUACCUUUUGUUUUUGGUCAUGACGUGAAUCCCUACUCACAGUGGUGAAUGAAGAUGUAUGUAAUAUAAUUUACCUGUCAAAGUUUCUGCUUCAUGAGUCUUCAAGUUUUUGAGGGAAAAAAGUGAUACUCACAGAGCAAUGUUUUCAGGAGAGUCAAGUAAAUAUGGUAUUAUUUUAGCGUGUACACUGUAUUUACCAGUACAUACGUUGAUGCUUAAAUAAUUUUCAUCACAUGAGACGAAAACUAUUUUUGUGAAAUUAUUUUACUCAAUUUCUCGAAAACUACA
This is a messenger RNA of Asterias rubens (European starfish), 1068 nucleotides long. Its product is annotated as small integral membrane protein 15-like. The record is from RefSeq and is a predicted model, not a curated record. The transcript is spliced from 2 exons. The coding region runs from base 158 to 469 and encodes 103 amino acids. Lineage: Eukaryota; Metazoa; Echinodermata; Asteroidea; Forcipulatida; Asteriidae.